Messenger RNA from Dendroctonus ponderosae (mountain pine beetle), 2581 nucleotides. RefSeq names its product procollagen-lysine,2-oxoglutarate 5-dioxygenase (gene Plod). Bases 85 to 2133 code for a protein of 682 amino acids. Lineage: Eukaryota; Metazoa; Arthropoda; Insecta; Coleoptera; Curculionidae. The record is from RefSeq and is a predicted model, not a curated record. Gene Ontology annotation, molecular function: iron ion binding; procollagen-lysine 5-dioxygenase activity; L-ascorbic acid binding. Gene Ontology annotation, biological process: peptidyl-lysine hydroxylation. The transcript is spliced from 8 exons. Gene Ontology annotation, cellular component: endoplasmic reticulum.
UUCCAACGUUACAUUGAUUCGGUGAAAAGAUUCGGUAUAGAACCGAGCGUUUUGGGAAGAGGUGAGAAAUGGAAAGGCGGCGAUAUGAGAAGGCCAGGCGGCGGCUGGAAGAUCAACCUAUUGAAGACUGCUUUAAAACAAUACGAUGGAGAUAAUGAGAAAAUCGUAUUGUUCACUGACGCUUAUGAUGUGAUGUUCCUUGGACAAUUGAGCGAAAUUGUCCGCAGAUUUAAAGCUACAGGGGCAAAGGUACUGUUCAGUGCCGAACCGUAUUGUUGGCCAAACGUUGAAUUGGCUCCACAGUAUCCGGAAGUUGAAAAAGGCCAAAGGUUUCUCAACUCUGGUAUUUACAUGGGAUAUAUCAAGCAAAUCAGAAACUUAUUGAAUAAGGCUGAAAUCGAGAACACAGCAGAUGACCAGCUGUACUUCACCGAAGCUUAUCUGGAUAAAAACUUCCGCGAAGCCAAUGGAAUACAACUGGAUCAUUUGAGCAAUAUUUUCCAGAACAUGUUUGGAGUGUCUGAGAGUUUAGUGAUAAAAACCGUAGAAAACAAAGAUGCAGGAGCUGAAAAGUUCUACCUGAAAAAUUCCGAGACCAAUACUGAACCUUUGAUCAUUCACGGCAAUGGGCUCUCAAAGCUCAACUUGAAUUAUCUCAGCAAUUAUUUGCCGGAUGGCGUGUGGAAUUCCGUAGAUGGUUGCGUGGCUUGCAAGAGCGGUCAGAUUAGCCUCGAUGCUGUUAAACCAGAUCGAUGGCCUACGGUUUACCUUUCUGUUUUUGUACAGAUGAACACGCCCUUUUUGGAGGCGUUUUUCCAGAAAAUCCACAAGCUGGAGUAUCCGAAGAAUAAAAUUCACCUGUUCGUUUACAAUACGAUCAAGUAUCACGCAAGUCUUAUCAACACUUUCGUCGAGACGCAUGGGACGGAAUAUCUGUCGGUGAAGCAAAUCAAGCCAGAAGAUGGUACAACUGAAUGGGCAGCGAGGGAUUUAUCUUUGGAUCAAUGUUUGGCGAAGAACUGCGAUCUGUAUUUUGCGGUUGAUUCAGUUGCCCACUUGGACAAUCCAUUUGCGUUGAAACUGCUAAUUGAGCAAAACCGAACAGUAGUGGCGCCUAUGCUGGUGAGGCCUGGAAAGGCGUGGAGCAACUUUUGGGGCUCUUUGACUAAGGAUGGAUUCUACGCCAGGUCAAACGACUACAUGGACAUUGUCCAUGACCUCAAAAAGGGAUUGUGGAAUGUUCCAUUCAUCAACGGUGCUUACUUAGUGAAUGCGACCCUUUUGAAGAAAUACGACCGAUUGCAGUUGACUUAUAACCGACAAAACGUUGAUGCUGAUAUGGCAUUCUGUCGCAAUCUUCGCGAUCUCGAUGUCUUUAUGUAUGUCUCAAAUCGUGUGGAAUUUGGGCAUUUGAUCAAUGCGGACACCUACGAUAUCACUCGAGCCGAGCCCGAUAUGUACCAGAUUUUCGACAACGAACAGGACUGGGAGGAGGCUUUCAUCCAUGCGGAUUAUCCAGAAAAUUUGAAUCCAGAGAAAAAAGCCCUUCAGCCCUGCCCAGACGUUUAUUGGUUCCCAAUUGUAACUGAGCGGUUCUGUAAGUCGCUGAUCAACAUGAUGGAGAACUUUGGAAAGUGGUCAGCCGGUAAAAAUGAAGACGAGCGCCUGGAGGGCGGGUAUGAAGCGGUGCCCACUCGUGAUAUUCACAUGAACCAAGUAGGAUGGGACAGUCACUGGCUCUACUUUUUGCAGAAAUACGUUAGGCCGAUCCAGGAGUACAUUUUCACUGGAUAUUUUCAUGACCCACCCAAGAGUUUGAUGAACUUUGUUGUCAGAUAUGAUCUGGUCAAUGAAAGCGAACACGCAUUAUCCCAAGUAAAGUACAAACCCGAUGAGCAGCCUUCCUUAAGACCGCACCAUGACAGUUCUACAUAUACCAUCAACAUCGCCCUAAAUCGCGCUGGUGAAGACUACGAAGGUGGCGGCUGUAGGUUUAUUCGGUACAAUUGUAGUGUAACUAGUACGCAAAUGGGUUGGAUGUUGAUGCAUCCUGGUAGGUUGACCCAUUAUCAUGAAGGCUUGCUGGUCACCAAAGGUAUUAGAUACAUUAUGGUUUCUUUUGUCGAUCCAUAGUAAGUUCACAGAGUAUUUUUUUAAAUGAAUGUUCCUGGACCCAAAAAUGUGUUCUCUAAUUAUUCUUUAUCAGUUUCAAUGUGUUGACGUUCUUUUACUCUUUUAAAGGGAAUUUUCUAAUCUAGCUUUAAGACGACAGCCGUGAAGUAACUUUAUGUAGUUUCUUUGACUGGACGGGUUCGUUGGCUCUUUGCUUGCUUAACGGUACGAUUUUGGAGUCCCAAUUAAUGUGAUAACAAUAAUUAUGAUCGAUUUAGUGUUUUGCUAUUGGUAGUACAUAUCUAAGGUUUAUAUCUGUAUUUUAUACUUAAAAAAGUCGCCUCUAAGUAACAUAAAACGCGCGAUUAUUGGCUGCAUAUCGUUAUGUACAUGUUUCUAAUUAAUUUAGUAGCCGUUUGGUGCAAUAACAGAAGUUUGUAACAAUUUAUUAUUAAAGUUUAAUAAAAUA